Molecule: messenger RNA, 1196 nt
Organism: Camellia sinensis
Lineage: Eukaryota; Viridiplantae; Streptophyta; Magnoliopsida; Ericales; Theaceae
Gene: NADK3
Product: NAD(H) kinase 3
Biological process (GO): NADP+ biosynthetic process; NAD+ metabolic process
Molecular function (GO): NAD+ kinase activity
Source: RefSeq, a predicted model, not a curated record
CGCACGGACCGAAGGGAAGCCAAUCGUAUAAUAUAUUUUUGUAACAAGGCCAGAUGAGAUUAUUCACACUCUGCCCUCGACGCUGCCGACUGACAGACAGGCAGAGAGAGAGAAUGGCGAGGAGGCGAGUGCUAUUGCUGUUAAAGCCCUUCGAAGCGUUCCCCACCAAGAAACUCAACGGCCUCUCUCGCAUCACAAACCCUAAGACAUCACAGCUGGUAAGUUAUUUGGACAACAGGCGCAAGGUUCACAAGGAAGCCAUAAGCUUUUGUCAGGAUAUUUUGCUUCAAAAGCAUGUCGAUUGGGAACCUGUUUUACGAAGCAAUCUGUCACAGCCAAUCCGUGAUGUGGAUCUGGUCAUUACUGUGGGUGGUGAUGGCACACUUUUGCAAGCAAGCCAUUUCAUGGAUGAUUUGAUUCCAGUUCUUGGAGUGAAUUCAGACCCAACUCAAGCUGAAGAGGUGGAAGAAUUCAGUGGAGAGUUCGAUGCUACAAGAAGCACUGGCUAUCUUUGUGCCGCAACUGUCGGAAAUUUUGAACAAAUGCUCGACAACAUCCUUGAAGGUCAAACGGGUCCUUGUAAAUUGUCGAGGAUGUCAAUUUGUGUGAACUCAAAGCUUCUGUCAACAUAUGCUCUUAAUGAUGUUUUAAUUGCACACCCAUGUCCCGCAACAGUUUCUCGGUUCUCAUUCAGAAUUACAAAGGAUGGCCAGCCAUGUUCCCCUUUAGUGAACUGUCGAUCGAGUGGUCUCAGAGUCUCAACAGCUGCUGGAUCAACAGCUGCGAUGCUAUCAGCCGGUGGAUUUGCAAUGCCAAUUUUGUCUAAGGAUCUCCAAUACAUGGUAAGGGAGCCCAUUUCACCUGGAGCAACCAAUGCUGCACUGAUGCAUGGAGUUGUAAAAUCAGACAAAUCCAUGGACAAUGUAUGGUUUUGUAAAAAGGGGCUGGUAUACAUUGAUGGUUGUCAUAUUGUGUAUUCUAUCAAACAUGGGGAUACCAUUGAACUAUCUUCUGGUGCCCCAGUUUUGAAAGUUUUCUUGCCUAACCACUUGUCAUCGUAGAUACACAUGUGAAAUAGUCGCCACAUAGAUCCAGCCAAAAUAAAUGGAAUUGAUGUAAAUUUGAGAGAUUGGUAAAUUGUGAAUGUGAAAAGAGAUCUUGCGAAUAUUAAAUCGCAUCUAUGCAGAAUUUUUUUA